This is a messenger RNA of Chironomus riparius, 6870 nucleotides long. The record is from the annotation of a GenBank genome assembly. Lineage: Eukaryota; Metazoa; Arthropoda; Insecta; Diptera; Chironomidae.
AUGGCGAACAAAAUGUUAAAUAUAAAAAUUGAAUUGCCUGAUCAAAAUCUUGACAACGAUGAUAAAGUCAUCCUUAUAAGUUGUCAUCCAUCAAUUGAUAUCUUAUCAGACAAUAUCUUUAAAUUAAAUAAGGACUUUGUAAUUCAAGUUGCAAAAGACAGUGAAAUCGACAGGAAACAUAUGAUGGAUAUAUGUAAAGUUCUUGAAUUUACUAAUGAAUGGAAUAUCAUUGAAGUUAUAGCUAAACUAUCAGAUAUAAAACCUAUCAACUUUCCAAACUUAUUCAUAUUCAUCAUAAAAUCAGAGAAUGUUAAUUCUACUGAAUUGAAUGAACUCAAGGAAAGUUUGAUAAAAUUUUGUCAGGAUCGACCGAUGAUUUUACAGCUGAGAAAUGAAAAUUCAACAACAUUUUAUUAUAAAGAAGAUUCUACCGAAGAAGUUAUAUUAAUUGAUUCAACUGCGGCAUUCGAAGACAUAAAAGACUUUUCAACCUUCUUGUUAUCAUUUUUAAGCAAAAAGUUUGAUAGUUUUGAAGAAAAACUGAUUGACAGGCUACCAAGUGUUAAAAAUUCAUCAUUAAUUUUAAGAUUCUUAAGAACAUUGAAAUUAAGUAACAAAUUUCUAGGAGAACUGAUCCUUGAAGUCACAAAAAACGGUAAAAAAGAGAAUUUCUUAGCUGUACUGGAUGUUCCAUUUGGAGAUGAUGGAAGGAAACUUAACUAUGAAGCCCAAAAUAUAUUGUCAAAUGUAUUUGAAGAGAAUCAAUUCAUAACGAAAGAUCCAAGUACAUUCAAUCGUAUUCCAUCAGAGGAAGAGAAAGUAAAUACAAAUGUUCUACAUCCAGGGCUUAGCAUUGAUUCAUCUAAAAGAGUGUCUGCGAAUCUUCGAGAUUUCCCGAAAAAAGUAUCAACUCCAAUACCUAGCAAGCAGUUAAAUCCAUCAGUUCUUCAUGCAGCUAUAGAGAAUAAAAAUGAACUUAUUAUCGAUUAUUUAAUAACUUAUUGGUCUCAUCUGAUUCGAGAGCUUCCGUUCAACCAUCAAGUUGAUAUUUCCACUAUCGCAUUUAAAACAAGUCAACUUAACAUUUUAUGUGAUUUGCUGGAAAUUUCAGACUUUCCAUUUCCUAAAGAUUUCAAAGAGGGCGACGAACUCUGUGACGAAAGGCUUCAACAGAUUACAAAAACCAGAAUGCAGCUAAUGAGUGCCAUUCAGGAAUCAAAUCUUAAUCAAAUUGAUAAUUUUAUUGCCAAUAAUCUAAAUCUAAAAGUCAUCUACACUCCAAAUAAUAAGUCUGUUAUGCAACAAGCCGUUGAUUUCAAAAACUGCAGUGUUUAUUUUCAUCUAAAAUCUUUUGGAUAUAAAGCAACAGAGUUUAAAAAUCUAGAAGAUGUUCUUUUUGAGAAUGAUUUGAAAGAAGCAAAUGAACAAAAAUUGCAGCAAAGACGCUUUAAUGUUCAAAAUGCACUUCAGACUGACUUAAAAUCCAUUAACACAUUGCGCAACAAGUCGUGUAUCCAUAACAGGAAGAUUAAUAAGGAACUGGAAAUAGAAUAUCAUACAAAGAUUAAAGAAUGGUUUAAAGAUAUUAAAAAAGUCGAGGGCGGUCCUGAUUUUCUAGAUGUUGCAGCUUCAUGUGAUUAUUUGAAGAUAAUUUUUGACUUUGAGAGUAGCACGGUCGAAAAUGCAAGCUUAUCAGGACCAUCAUCAUUAGGAGUUUUGUAUUCAUUAAGAAAAUUGAUAUUUAUUGGUGCUAAACAGUUAGACAAAUACCGUGAACAGCAAAUUAAAGGAGUUUUAGCUCACGAGUUGUGUCAUUAUGUUAUGAAACUAGUUUAUCAGAAUCAAGAGAAACCUUAUUUUGCCGAUAGAACUGAUAUCAUGGAAAUAUUUGAGAACAUAGUAAAACAACUUAAUAAGUGGACAGACUUAAAGCAAGAGAUUAUCGAAGACGACGAAUGCAAUGAAAUAAUUUCGAGUGUUUUUCGACUUUAUGACAAGGAAGAUCAUCAUGUGGAGCUGAUUGUAAGAGUUUUGCAGAUUUUGGUUGAAUUCGAUUAUAGCGAGGAGUAUUGUGCCUAUCUUCAGAAUAAAUAUAAAAUAUUAUUUGAUUUUUGGAAUGACUAUGUCAUGCCUGACGUGCGGGAAUAUCUUCAAAAAAAUAAAGAUGUAAUUAAGAUGAACGAAAGUUUUGGAAUUUUAGAUGACAUAAAUGACGAGAAUUAUCAGCUCAAAGGUCAAGAUAAAGUCAAAGGUAUUGAUGAACACAAAUUGCUGAUUAUAACUACAAAUGUUCGUAAACUAUUGCUAGUGGACAUCUACAAAUAUCUUCAAGAUAAAUUCGGAGUUUUCAUGGACUCAAUGUAUUUAUUUGUUAAUCCCAAAAAACUUAAUAAGAAGCCAGUUAUGAAUGAUUUUAGUCGCAUCAGUUUUGAAAAUAAGAACUUGAAUUUUAUUAUUGAUUGUACGAAAGGAUUAAGAAAAGACUUAGGACAAUUAUUUGUGAGGAAGGACUUUAAUUGCUUGUUUAUUGUACCAAAUAAUGAUCAGAUUGAAGAACUGCUGAAUAUAAUCGAUGAAAAUAAAAUGGAAGAUCCAACAAUAAUUGAAAUAUCUUACGACUGGACUGACUUAGCACGGGAAAGUCAACAGCAGUUACUAAACACAGAAGUAAUAUUUCAAAAUAUUAUGAAAACGACAUUCAUGGAUUUAUUAAGCAAGGACAUCAUAACAGAAGUAGACAAAACUCAAGUGGAAAAGAUGAUUAACGACUUCAAUGAUGUGACUGAUGAUCAGCUUUUAGACAUGCUUGUAAACAAAUCAAAUAUUACAAUUAAUUCAACUUUUGAAUAUGAAAAUUUUGAAAACAAUUUUGAUCUCCUUUUUGAACUUAGGGAGUAUGUCAAAAAAGUAAAGAAUGCUGGUUCCAAUAAAAUGCUUACAAUGCUUAAGGAAAAUGUCGUCGUUGAGAGUUUUGACGGAGGGCCUUUGUCAAUUCCUGAGACGAGACAAAAAACAAAGAUUAAUGAAACGAUAUCACAAGAAGAGCUACUUGACGAUGUCAAAAAUAAGCCUUAUGUUCUCAUAUCAGAUAUUGCUGGAACUGGAAAAAGCUGGGCAAUGAAAGAUUUCGCGAAGGUACUAAGCAGGAAGUAUUCAAGAAAAUGGGUGACUUAUGUGGAUUUAAAACAAUUUAUUGAGAGUUUUAAGUCAGAAAAAUCAGAACCGGACUUUGCAUCAUUCGUCGCUGACAAAAUGUUAAAACCCAAAAUGGAGUUCGAAAGGAAACUUUUCAAAAAAUUCUAUAAAAAUGGUAAAACGAUUGUUCUAAUGGAUGGAUUUGAUGAGAUAGCUCCAAAUUGUGCUGAAUACGUGUCAAAAUUGAUAAAGUCAUUCAAGUAUAAUGGUGGAAAUCAGCUGUGGAUAGCUACAAGAGACUACUUUGAAGUUGAUUUGCAAACAAGUCUUCAACUUGAUGUUGCUUAUAAACUUGGAACAUUUACAAAAGAAAACGGAAUUAAUUUGAUUGUAGCGAAUUGGAUAUUGAAGGAUCUAAAGCAUAAGAAUGUCCAUAAAAAUAUUGACUUGAAGCAGUACAUCAGAAGUCAUGGAAAUUACAAAAACUAUUGUCAAAAAGCAAUGAUUAUAGUCAAUAAAGUUGGAAUGACCAAAAAUCGUACGGUUGGAUUACCACAGCUGUUUCAUAUGAUCGCUCAUGGAUUAAAAGAUGACUUAGACAGCAAAGAUGACUUGACUGGAUCUGAAAUUUACAAAAAAUUUGCAUCUAGCGUCUUUAAAAGAUGGUCAGAUGAAAAAGGUCAAAUUAGGAAAGAUGCAAGCAGUCAAGAUAAAGAUUUGGAUUUUUACAAAUUUCAUCAUUAUUCAGCUGUUGCUAGUUUGUUUCCCGAAAUGGCUAAAAUACUAUUUCCUUACUUCGAUGAAAAAGAAUGGCCUGAUGCAGAAAUCAUCGCCGGUGGCUUAAUGAGCAAAAGAGGUGGAAAAUUCUAUUUUUUGCAUGAAACUUUUCGAGAAUAUUUUUUCACUGUUGCUAUCUCGAAAGCUAUGAAGAAUCUUAAGAUUGUCAGAAAGUCUAUCAUUGCGAGACUAUUUGGAUGGAAGUAUCAAGAUGAUUUGAUUCUUGAGCUAUUUAUUCAGAUUCUUACAGUUGAAAAAUUUGGAGUAAUUCGGAUGUUCCUGAAUGAUUCUAUCAAAGGGAGCUUAAAUAAAUCACAAUCUGAACUUCAAGUGAUUUGCCAUAAAUUGUAUGAAAUGGAGAAUUUUGAAGAGUUUUUCAUUAAGCACCUGGAACAUUUAGCUGAUUUUAUUAUCGCAGUUUUUAAAAAUGGCAAUUAUGAAAUGAUUAAAAACAUUUUAAAAGCUAGUGCCUGGAAUAUUAUUACAAAAACUGAAGAUUCCAACAUGUUUAUAAAAUUCCAAGACUUUUUGUUCGAUUUUCUAAAAGUCAACGAUUUGAAAACUUUUAUCAUAGAUCAAGAAAUCUUUCAAGCCAUCAUCAGAUCCUGCCAUAGCGUUAAAGUUUUUGAAGACUUUCUUGUAAAAACUGAAUCCAAGAUUGAUCGAGCAUUUAUCAGAAAAGGUCUUCAAAUGUACAGCAAAAACGACUGGAAUGGAAACAUUUUCUACUUCCUUUGUGAGUCUUCUGGCUUAAAUAUAUACACAGUACAGAAGUUUCUUGAAAUCUUGCAGCGAUUCCUCACAACUGAUGAAAUAUUCAAGCUUGUCGAAAAGUGUAAUAAAUAUGGCCAAAAUGUCUUUCAAUUUUGCGUACGAUCGAAUGAUAAGGAAUACUUUGAUAUGCUGUGGAAUGAAAUCAAGAAGAUAUUUCCAUUUCAAAGUUUUAAGCAGCUCAUCCUUCAACGAGAUUCCUUGUUUUGUGAAAAUAUAUCACAUAGUGUGAUUCUACGAAAAGAAACUGAAAUUCACGAUAGUUUGUGGCUGCUUUUGCUGAAAGUUUUCAAUGAUUCCGAAUUAAAGACAUUUAUUCUUCAAAUUGGUCAAUUUGAGAACAAUUUUGUCUAUAAAUUGAUAGAAUUAAAUGAGAAUCCUGAUGUUAUUGAGCUAACAUUUAAAAUGUUCAAAAUGAUAUUCGUUGAUCUUAAUGACUUACUAGCUUCAAAGAGUUUUCUAAAAAUGAACUUGCUUCAUGCUACUGCAGCGAAUCGUAAAAGCAUCGAAAUCCAUAAAUUUUUGUGGAAAGUAUUUCGAGAAACUUGCGAUUCUAAUCAAGAAUAUUUAGAGAUUCUUAAACAAACUGACAGAUUUGGAUAUAAUGUUCUUCAUCAUGCUGUUGAAAAUUCAUCAAAUGAAGUUUUUGAGUUUAUGAUGGAUGAAUUUAAAGAAAUUGGAUCAACUGAUGACAUCAGAUUCAUAUUAAGCAACUUAGGACAACAUCGUCGUAAUGUCUUACAAUCUGCUGUAAAAUCAAAUAAAUGCCCAAAACUUCAUGCAAAUUUAUGGAAAACUUUACGAUUUUAUUUUAAUGAUGACGAAAUAUUGAACCUUAUUAAUCAUGUCAACAAGAAGGAAGAGAAUUUACUGAUUCUUGCUGUUGAAAACAAUACAAAAGAAAUUAUGGACCAGACAUGGAUUGAGAUUAAAGGAAGUUUUAAGAGCAAAGAUCAAAUGAUUGAAUAUUUAGAAAUGAAGAAAUGGAAGGAAAGUAAGCACAUUAAUCGACAUUUUGACAAUUGGAGCUUAAUAAUCAGCAUUUUAAUCAUCAUUUAUGACUUAUCAGCAUCGUUUGACAUUGAAUGUGAAUUUAAAACUGAUAAUUAUUACAAAUUUGGUGAGCCAUAUCAGUGCAAGGCAGGAACUACUCGUAACAUAACUACAUACGAAGAAGCACUUAUUACAUCAAUAUCUGGAACUCACAUAGACUUAAAGACCAAUGACGACGUGACUGGCUUUUAUUCAAACUACAAAAUCAUUCAAUAUUUUCCACGAGAUUUGGAAAAAUUCUUUAAAAACCUUGAAUUAAUUUACAUCGAAUUUGCUGGAUUAAAUGAGAUCCAUCAAGCUAACUUAAAGCCAUUCCAAAAGCUGAUUUAUUUAUCAUUAAGCUACAACUCAAUUGAGGUUCUCGAGUCAGGUGUUUUUGAUGCAAAUCCAAAUCUCGAAAUCCUUUCAUUCGUAGCCAAUGACCUCGUGCAUAUUGAACCUGAUGUUUUUGACAAUUUACCAAAAUUGAGGUGCUUCUGGUUUGGUCGGACUUGUGUUGAUAAGUUUGUGAACUCUAGAGAUGAAGUUAUUGAAGCUAUUGAUGUUGCAAGGAAUCAAUGUGUAAGUGCUGACUAUACAUUCAUGAAUGAAAGACUUGCAAAGCUUGAAACUGAGUCAAAAUUUGUAAAUUCUGAAGAAUUUUCAGAAAAUUUUGAAAAAUUUGAAAAAAGUUUUAUAAAAUCGAGAUUUUAUAAUUUUACAACUCUGAGGAAUCGAUUUGAAGGAUUGAGGAACUACACAGUUGAUUUAAGUUCCAAAACUGGAUGUAGAAAAAGCUCGAGUUUAAAAUCUUUAAUGACUUACGACUUUGAAGCUACAAACUCAACAAUUGAUAUGAAAAUUUUACAUUUGAGUGAAAAUAUGAAGGAUUUAGUGUCUGAAGGUUUAGGAUUGAAUGUAAAAUUGACAAAGCUUAAUGGACAUUUCGCAAAAUUUGAAUCCAAAAUGUCUAAAAAGCUUAGUAAAAUUGACAAAGAAGUUGAAACUACAAGAAGCAGAAUCGAUGCAAAACUGAAGAAAAUUGAGAAUAAUUUGCUGGAUAAAAUCAGAGACAUUUUGGAGGAAAAAUUGAGAAAAAUCUUUGAUGAGAAGUUGGAAAGUCUUUUGAAUGCUAAGUUGCAGAAUUAAUGUCGG